AUGCAUUAUUCGAUCGGAUCUCUUAAAAAAGUUUACACUGAACAUGAGCUGGCGACGUUCAUAACAAAAGGAUUAAAGAACCCCGAAACAAAGUUAGUCGCGACGAAUCUGAAGUACGGCCAAUUUCAACAUUGGUUCAAUGAUCUGAAGAAACCGUCAGAAAUCGCUGAAUAUUUCGGGGAAAAAAAUCCAUUACGGUUCAGCUACACCAACUUUUACAGAAGAAUAGGGUUUUCUAAAAAAGUCCUGCCUAUCCAUACCAAGUUCUGGCCUUCUUCUCAGUUCUCAGACAGUAAACUCGUGCCAAACCUGCAUGAGAAGCCCAAAGUGGAUAGCAAAAACGCCAAUGACCUGCUUGAAUCUUUUGCAAACUUUGUUGCCGAGUAUAACACGCACUUUCGUGUAGAAUCAUUGGAUUUGUUCGCGCUCCUUUGCGCUCGCUUUUAUAGGCGUGACGUGACUGGCAUUCUUACUAGUGGCAAUAUGAAAUUACGCUUGGAUGAAAAUCUCGAUCGCACUAUCACACGCGCUCAAAACAGCCAAAUCCAAUUUUGGAUCAAGAAAAACACAGAUCCGGAUGCUUUUUCUGAUGUAUAUGAAUAA
Plasmopara halstedii is the source of this 603-nucleotide messenger RNA. RefSeq lists its product as uncharacterized. Lineage: Eukaryota; Oomycota; Peronosporomycetes; Peronosporales; Peronosporaceae. Bases 1 to 603 code for a protein of 200 amino acids. The record is from RefSeq and is a predicted model, not a curated record. The transcript is spliced from 2 exons.